AUGACUUCGCGUCCAGGCCUUAGAUGGGAAGAGUCUCUAUUUGGAGUUGAGCCUCGCUGGACUUGUGAGCUUGAUAUCAAAGUGGUUGAACGCAUAGCCAGCGAGGCACUCGCGCUGCCCUGUAACGCUACCUUCUUUGGCCAGGGAGCCUUUAACAGGCUAUACCAUGUUGUGCAAUACGGAAAUGAUGCAGCCUCAGGCGGUUAUCUAAUGCGAGUCACUCUACCAGUAGACCCUCAGUUCAAGACCCUGAGCGAGGUUGCUACUCUGGCCUGGGUCAGAGAGAACACAUCGCUCCCGGUUCCCAGGGUGGUAGCAUACGACUCCUCUCAUGCAAAUGAGCUUAGGUUCGAAUGGAUCUUGAUGGAAAAGAUGGCCGGUCGACCGCUCGCGGAUGUCUGGGGUUCCAUGACCUGGGCCCGCAAGGAAGAACUAGCGGCAGAUAUAGCCCGUCACUCUGCUAAACUGUUUUCCAGGAGGCUAUCUGGGAUUGGAAACCUCUAUUUUGCUACGGGACUAGACAAUUUUACCGACAGGACAGAGUCGUCAAAUUCGCAAAAGUGUGAGGCUGCAAGAUUUGUGCUGGGUAGGAUCGUUUCGAUGUCGUUCUUUUGGGGCAAUCAUUUUACCUACGAUAUUCCCAGGGGCCCGUUUGACCUUGGCUCCGAGUGGCUUUCAGCAAGAUUACAAUUCAUCCGGCUCGAUUGCGAGAUGACAAUAAGGGAGUCUGAGGACAAGGAUGAUAUUGAGGAAGCGCAGAAGACACUGCCUGUCGUUAAGCGCCUGACAAAGGCUAUUAGAUUGAUAUUUGGGGAAGAAAAGUCUACUAUAUCAACAGUAUUACUACACGACGAUCUCUCUAUGCAUAAUAUCCUAGUGGACGAGGACGGGAAACUACAAGGCAUCGCCGACUGGGAAUGCACAUCAACAGUGCCGCUGUGGAAGGCAGCUCGUUUUCCACGGUUUCUGCAGGGAUCACAUCGUGCGGAGAAGCCAGGUAGGGAUGGCUAUACGACAGAUGAGGGCGGGGAAAACCUAUUUCGGAUACAUUUGCUCGAAUACGAGCAGACGCAACUUAGAAUGGUGUUCUUAGCGGAGAUGGAGCGAGAAAGCCCGGACUGGGUGCGCGUGUUUCAAAGCAGUAGAAACGAAGCAGACCUCGACGCUGCUAUUGAGAACUGCGAUCUCCAUAAUCUUGCUCGGAAAAUGAUCUGCGAAUGGUUAGAUGAGCUGGAAAGUGGCAAACAGCCGGAAAGUCUGAUCAAGCGCUUUCUCCAGUGA
Microsporum canis CBS 113480 is the source of this 1281-nucleotide messenger RNA. RefSeq lists its product as hypothetical. Lineage: Eukaryota; Fungi; Ascomycota; Eurotiomycetes; Onygenales; Arthrodermataceae. The record is from RefSeq and is a predicted model, not a curated record. The coding region runs from base 1 to 1281 and encodes 426 amino acids. The transcript has a single exon.